AUGGCGUUGGCUUUCGACGAGUUCGGAAGACCAUUCAUAAUCCUCAGAGAGCAAGAAACGAAGAACCGGCUUCGAGGUCUCGAUGCUCAGAAAGCUAACAUUUCCGCCGGUAAAGCCGUCGCUCGUAUCCUCCGGACAUCUCUCGGUCCUAAAGGCAUGGACAAGAUGCUUCAGAGCCCCGAUGGCGACGUCAUCAUCUCAAAUGAUGGAGCAACGAUUUUGGAACAGAUGGAUGUUGACAACCAGAUUGCGAAGCUGAUGGUGGAGUUGUCGAGGAGUCAAGACUAUGAGAUCGGCGAUGGUACUACCGGAGUUGUUGUGUUGGCUGGAUCUCUUCUUGAGCAAGCUGAGAGGCUUUUGGAACGUGGAAUUCACCCCAUUAGGAUUGCUGAGGGGUAUGAAAUGGCUUCCAGGAUUGCUGUUGAGAAUCUUGAACGAAUUGCUAAUAAGUUUGAGUUUGGAGAAACUAUUUUGGAGCCUUUGAUUCAGACUUGUAUGACUACGUUGUCAUCCAAAAUUGUGAAUCGGUGUAAGCGUAGCUUGGCUGAGAUUGCUGUCAAAGCUGUUCUUGCUGUUGCUGAUCUAGAGAGAAAAGAUGUUAACUUGGAUCUAAUUAAAGUAGAAGGUAAAGUUGGUGGGAAAUUGGAAGAUACUGAGUUGGUGUAUGGAAUCAUUGUUGACAAGGAUAUGAGCCAUCCUCAAAUGCCAAAGCAAAUUGUAGAUGCUAACAUUGCUAUUCUGACUUGCCCAUUUGAGCCCCCGAAGCCAAAAACCAAGCAUAAGGUUGAUAUCGACACAGUGGAGAAGUUUCAGACAUUAAGGAAACAAGAGCAGCAAUAUUUUGAUGACAUGGUUAAACAAUGCAAGGAUGUAGGCGCAACCCUUGUUAUUUGCCAAUGGGGUUUCGAUGAUGAAGCAAAUCAUCUCUUGAUGCACAGGAACUUGCCUGCUGUUAGGUGGGUUGGUGGUGUUGAGUUGGAAUUGAUUGCCAUAGCAACAGGUGGAAGAAUUGUUCCUAGGUUCCAGGAGUUAACUGCAGAAAAGUUAGGAAAGGCUGGUAUCGUUAGAGAGAAAGCAUUUGGAACAACUAAAGACCGGAUGCUAUACAUUGAGCACUGUGCAAAUUCAAGGGCUGUAACAAUAUUCAUUCGUGGAGGUAACAAAAUGAUCAUUGAAGAGACCAAGCGGAGUAUUCAUGAUGCACUAUGUGUGGCCAGGAAUCUUAUUCGCAAUAACUCAAUUGUGUAUGGUGGUGGUUCAGCUGAGAUUGCAUGCUCUAUUGCUGUCGAAGCAGCUGCUGACAAAUAUCCUGGAGUAGAACAGUAUGCCAUUAGAGCAUUUGGUGAUGCUUUGGAAUCUAUCCCCAUGGCCCUUGCUGAAAAUAGUGGUCUUCAACCAAUUGAAACUUUAUCUGCUGUGAAGUCUCAACAAAUAAAGGAUAAUAAUCCUCACUUUGGCAUUGAUUGCAAUGAUGUUGGCACAAAUGACAUGCGGGAGCAAAAUGUCUUUGAAACUUUGAUAGGAAAGCAACAACAGAUAUUGCUUGCUACUCAAGUUGUCAAGAUGAUAUUGAAAAUUGAUGAUGUUAUUUCUCCAUCUGAGUACUAG
Vicia faba (fava bean) is the source of this 1608-nucleotide messenger RNA. The record is from the annotation of a GenBank genome assembly. Lineage: Eukaryota; Viridiplantae; Streptophyta; Magnoliopsida; Fabales; Fabaceae.